AACCCAGCAUCCGGAUAGCCACACCGUCGGCGGCGGCGGCGCGGCGCCGAGUAUAUAUAUAUACAUCCAUCCAGACAUCCAGUCCAACGGCUCCUCCUCGUCCUCCUUCCCUGUGCGGACCAUCGUCGAUCAGCGCCAUGGCGAGCGCGGAGGCGGCGGCCGGGGUGGCGCCGUUCGUGGCCAAGACGUACCGCAUGGUGGACGACCCGUCCACGGACGCCGUCGUCGCGUGGGGACGCGACAGCAACAGCUUCGUCGUCGCCGACCCCUUCGCCUUCUCGCAGACGCUCCUCCUCGCGCACUUCAAGCACUCCAACUUCUCCAGCUUCGUGCGCCAGCUCAACACCUACGGCUUCCGGAAGGUGGAUCCGGACCGGUGGGAGUUCGCGCACGUCGCGUUCCUGCGCGGGCAGACGCACCUGCUGCCCCAGAUCGUGCGCCGGGGCGGCGGCGGCGGCGGGAAGCGCAAGGACGACGGCUCUUCCUGCGGCGCCAACGCCGGCGCCGCGGCGGACGAGGACGCGGUGGCCAUGGAGGUGGUCCGGCUCAGGCGGGAGCAGCGGGCCAUCGAGGACCAGGUGGCCGCCAUGUGGCGCCGCGUGCAGGAGACGGAGCGCCGGUCCAAGCAGAUGCUCGCGUUCCUCCUCAAGGUCGCCGGGGACCCGCAGGUGCUGCGCCGCCUCGUCUCCUCCACGGCGGCCGGGAGCGGCGGCGGCGGCGGCGGCGCCGUCAGGUUCGCCGCCGCGGCACCCGAGGGGGAGCGCGGCGCCGCCGGGGAGGUGGCGGCGAAGAGGGCGCGCCUGCUCCUCGACGACGCGCCCGUCUACGGCGCCGGCGCCGGCCCCUCCGCCGCGGACCUGGGCGCGGGGUUCUACGGCGCCGGCGGCGAGGACCUCGGGUUCGGCGCCAAGGCCGCUGGCGGAUACCUGCAGCCGCCGCCGUACGUGUUGUUAAGAUAAGUGGCUAGGUUCAGUUGAGGGUAAGGCUGUCCGCACUGGGUGCGCUAAAUGGAACGCAACACCAACAUGCAGUAUGCUUUUGCCGCAAAAAAGCCCGCACGGGGACGGUAUCUCGCGCGCUACCAUCCAGUAUGGGCCUCGACGCGGUACUUCCGGCGCUGGAAAAGAGCGACGGUAUCAGCUGACGGGGCGCGGGGCCCAUGCGGGUGCGCCGUCUCAACCGCCGUGGAGCUGCUGGCGCCGCCGCUCGGAGCUGUUGGC
Molecule: messenger RNA, 1220 nt
Organism: Panicum virgatum (switchgrass)
Lineage: Eukaryota; Viridiplantae; Streptophyta; Magnoliopsida; Poales; Poaceae
Product: heat stress transcription factor C-2a-like
Exons: 2
Coding region: 138-959 (273 amino acids)
Biological process (GO): regulation of transcription by RNA polymerase II
Cellular component (GO): nucleus
Molecular function (GO): RNA polymerase II cis-regulatory region sequence-specific DNA binding; DNA-binding transcription factor activity
Source: RefSeq, a predicted model, not a curated record